UCAGUACAAUACAGAGCAUCUUUACAGGCGGCACACACACUAGCAGCCUGCACGUAGAGUGAACAGUGUAGGGCUAGCAUUGUUUAGCAAGCAUCGAAUCGUUGGAGUUUCCAUGGUUGCUGUUUAUUUCCAUGUUCCUCUGUAACUGUCAGCGAUUUCUUCAAUGAAGGACUGAGAUAGGGACACUGUUUGACGCAGUCGGUGUUCUUCUCCAUGUGCUAGUGUUUUCUUUCUAAUACGAUACACACCCAAGAUUCCCCCCCCCCCCCCCCAGUUUAGCCGAGACAUGUUCGCUUUCGAGACCGGUGCUUCCUUAUGAUUACUUAAAGAAGAGAGGGGGAAGAAUGAAAAUGCUCCGCUUUCGCAGUUCAAGCAUCAAGUCGUUAAGUCAAGAGAUCAAAUGUACAAUCAGACUCCUGGAUGACACUGAGCUACCUUGCAUUAUCCAGAGGGACGCCAAAGGUCAAUUCCUCAUUGAUUUUGUCUGCAACCACUUCAGCUUAUUGGAGAAGGAUUACUUUGGCAUUAGAUAUGUUGAUCCAGAGAAGCAAAGGCAUUGGCUGGAAUCCAACAAGUCAGUUGUGAAACAAAUGAAAUCUCAGCCUCCGUAUACCAUGUGCUUCAGAGUGAAAUUUUAUCCUGCAGAACCAAUGAAGGUCAAGGAAGAACUCACCAGGUACUUACUGUAUCUUCAAAUUAAAAGGGAUAUAUUUCAUGGACGCCUGCUUUGCUCUUUAUCAGAUGCUGCGUCUUUGGGUGCAUAUACUCUACAAGCUGAGCUUGGUGAUUAUGAGCCAGAUGAGCACCCAGAUGGUUACGUUAGUGAAAUCAAACUGUUUCCUAAACAAACACAGAAGCUGGAAAGAAAGAUGGCAGAGAUUCAUAAAAAUGAACUAAGAGGGCAGAGUGCAGCUGUGGCUGAAAUGAACCUACUGAAAAAAGCUCACACAUUAGAAACCUAUGGUGUUGAUCCACAUCCUUGCAAGAUCUCACCCACGCAGUCUGCUGGAGCCGACUUUGCGUGCUGCGACAGGCAUGUCCCUAUCCUACUGAGGUAUGAGACCCCUAGCAACCCUCUCCUGGUUUUAGCCUGCCUGUCGAUGCAGCGAACCGCGGUGUGGCCACCAUCAUAUGCAAACAGCUACUUGGAGCGACAGCCAGUGUUUUCGUGCAAACAGGCCGCCGUAACUUCUCCAGAAGUACGGCGGAGAGGGACCAGCUCCGAGGAAAUCCCCAGCCAGUGUUUCCAGCAUUCCGAUUCUUCGGGAGCUACAGCUUUCAUAGGGUUCACUGCCACAGGUUUUGUCGUGUUCCAAGGGAAUAAACGGAUCCACCUCCUAAAAUGGUCUGAUGUCAGCAAAUUGAAGUUCAGUGGGAAGACAUUCCAUGUUCAUGGCCUUCAGAAAGAAAAGAAGAUUGUGCUGACAUACCAUACCUCAACACCAGAUGCUUGCAAACAUCUUUGGAAGUGUGGUGUGGAGAAUCAAGCAUUUUACAAGUAUGCAAAAUCCAGUCAAAUUAAGACAGUCUCCAGCAGCAACAUCUUUUUCAAAGGCAGAAAAUUUCGUUUCAGUGGAAGAGUUGCCAAAGAAGUAAUAGAAGCGAGCACAAAAAUUCAGCGCACCCCUCCUGAAUUUCACAGGUCCACACUUGGUCAGAGUCGCAGUUACAAUUCUCUAUCCAAACAGUUGAUAACAAAUGUGGAAACGGCGGAAUCGUGCCUCCCAUCCCCUGAUGAAUCUGAGGAGCACUCCACAAUGGAUGGUGGAGAGCUGUUGAAAUUAAAUGAUCAAUCAGCGCGGGGUGAGGAAGGGUUGAAAGAGCCGCAUAAUGAGUCUGGAGAAGUGGCAGAAACCAAAUGUGAAAACGAAGAGGAAAUGAGCGAAGAUUGUCUCACCAUAUCUGAGUUAGUAUAUAAUCCAAGUGCCAGUGUCCUGCCUACUCCUGUGGAAGAUGGUGGGAUAGAUUUGUUUUUUAAUAGUCACCCAGUGGGGAACCAGAAGGAUGAUGGAGGCUCAUAUAAUGAGUUAGAUGCCCCUGAAAACACACUCUUGAUUACAGAAGUGGAGGAGCUGAAGGAAGUGAACUGGGUACUUGUUAGGAGUUUUGAAUUGAUGACAAGCAACAGACAUCUGAAUAUACUGGCAAAGAGUUUUGUGAAACUGCUUGUGGUGGGACUGGGUUUGAUGCUGUUUGCUUUCCCACUUCUUUUGGUCCUGUUGGAAUCUGACAUAGAUGCUUCUUUCCUGAGAGAAAUCCGGCAGACGCCCGAGUUUGAGCAGUUUCACAAUGAAUACUACUGUCCGCUUAGACAGUGGCUGACAUAUAAAAUACACUACAUCCUUGACAAGCUAAGCAGCUCGUGAGGCUACACCAGUGUGCAGUUGGACAAGCAGGUACAACGACUUCUCUGAGCAAAACUUCUUCCUGCUGUUUUUACUGUUUUUAUGUUUUGUACCUUUUUAAUGUGGUUUAAAAGUAUUUCAGGAACUUUUAUUCAGUUUUUUUAAGUGAAAUCUGCUCCAAGAAAUGAUUGAAUUUAACAUCCACAUUAUUAGGUGUGGCAUGAAAGAAUUUUUUAAAAUUAUGGUCAAGUUUUAUCUGGUGUUCAAAAUCAUUGUAUUCUUGAGUGAGUGCACAACAUUAUGUGUCUCUGUUCUCCCACUGGUGACUACAACAUUCAAAAGAUUCUAUGCAGAUGAAUAACUGUUUUGAUAAAUUGAUUAAGUUUAGGCAGCUUCAAAAUUGUAUUCACUGUAAAAGGCAUUGUCUUUAGUAAUGGUACUUUAUUAUGCUGUGAUGAAGUCAAUAAUCUGUUUACUGGAAAUGAUCAGUUAUGACUGUAAUAACAAGAAGUACCAGGUAAAUUGUGAGUGAAGGUUUUUGGAGAUCCUCUUUCUUAUCCACUGUAGCUUAGGUGGAAGAGUGACAGAAAUCCAAAAAGGCAUUUGAAAUUCUGUUUCUUCUUCUUGGGCCCUUAGCUCCCAUUGAUGACCGUUGAUGACCUCCCGUCUCCGUCGUCCAAAGUCGAUGGUAUGGUUGGAAUUCAUCAAUGUUUCUGCAAUACAUUGUACUUGGCCUAUACAGCUUCACCUGUUAGCCAGCCUUACUCAUUUCCACCUCUCACGAUGGGGAGGCAGGGUUGGACUUUGAGAGGCGAAAUUAUGUUCAAACCACUGAAAUUUAACUCAAGUAAUGAUAUUCUUCAAAAUCUGUGAAGUUUCCAGGUAGAAAGGGAUAUGGUACAAUGGAUGGAUGGGGGCAUUUAGAAAAUGCAAGGUGAUGCUGCCAUUUUUGGACUAAGUUCAUGAAAUUAUUGUGUUCCAAGGAAAUGAGAUGAGGAAUCUAAAACCAUUGUGAAACUGCCUGAACUCAUUCAUUUCAUUCCAUACAUUCACUUAUUCAUUUCAUUAAGCAAACUGAAAUGUAUCAAUAAAAGAGACUGAAGUACAAUAUAUAGACAACCACAGACAUUUGCAAUAACGAUGGGUCAAUAUACAAAACUACAUUUUUCUUCAUAAGAGCAGAAAAUGUUUAAUGGGAAAUAUGGCCAGAAUUAAUUCUGUUUCUAUAUAUAGGAUCAUGUUUCAGUAAUUCAAUCACAAAUAAGAAAUUUUAUACACAUUUCUUUUGCAAUGGCACAGAUACAUGAUAAAAUUUACUAAACAGCAGUCAGUAUGGCUAUUGCAAGUUAGAAAGUCAAAAAGAAUAAUGUGAAAAUAAUAUGGAUCAUAAAAUUAUUCAUAGACUUUCAAACAUCUGGUUCUUCAAUAUGAUUAGAAAAGUCACUUUGCCUAUUAACUUUGGCUUUGAAUAUUGCUGCUAGUAAAUGCAGACAAGAAAUUUCAUAGGUAUUUAUUGAGGAAACACUUGAAUAGACUCUUUUGGCCAUUAUAAUUGAUCUCUGGAAAUACUGCACAUUUCUAUGAAGUUUGUAUCAUGCAGCACAGAAUAUGAUACAUGACUUCUCUCCCACUUUUAUCACUAGAUCUUUUAUUGGGAAAUGAUACAUUAAUGCACAUGAAUUAUUAUAUAUGGUAAAGAAAAAAAUACAAGCUACCUACAGAUAAAGUAAUUGCAGUGCAGACAUCUAAUUUUAUAAUGCAAACACGGUUGGAAUGUUUAGGUUUAAUCUAGAUGAGUUACGGGGAGGCAGCAGAAAGGAAACUAUAGACCUGUUAGCCUGACAUCAAUGGUUGGGAAGUUGUUGGAAUUAAUUGUUAGGGAUGAGAUUAUGGAGUACCUAGAGGCACAUGACAAGAUAGGCCGCAGCCAAUAUGGUUUCCUGAAAGGAAAACCCUGCCUGACAAACUUAUUGCAAUUCUUUGAGGAAAUUACAAGCAGGGUAGACAAAGGAGAUGUAGUAAACAUGGUGUACUUGGAUUUUCUGAAGGCAUUUGACAAGGUGCCGCACAUGAGGCUGCCUAGCAAGAUUAAGAGCCCAUGGGAUUAUGGGGAAGUUUCUAGCAUGGGUGGAGCCGGUCAGCAGAAAACAGAGUGGGAAUGAAGGGAUCCUAUUCUGGCUGGCUGCCAGUUACCAGUGGAGUUCCACAGGGGCCGGUGUUGGGACCGCUGCUUUUUACGAUGUAUGUCAAUGAUUUGGACUAUGGUAUUAAUGGAUUUGUGGCUAAAUUUGCCAAUGAUAUAAAAAUAGGUGGAGGAGCAGUUAGUGUUGAGGACACAGAGAGCCUGCAGAGAGACUUAGAUAGUUUAGGGGAAUGGGCAAAGUGGCGGCAAAUGAAAUACAAUGUUGGAAAGUGUAUGGUCAUGCACUUUGGUGGAAGAAAUAAAUGGGCAGAAUAUUAUUUAGAUGGGGAGAGAAUUCAAAAUGCAGAGAUGCAAAGGGACUUAGGAGUCCUUGUGCAAGAUACCUUGAAGGUUAACCUUCAGGUUGAGUCGGAUGUGAAGAAGGUGAAUACCAUGUUGGCAUUCAUUUCUAGAGGUAUAGAAUAUAGGAGCAGGGAUGUGAUGUUGAGGCUCUAUAAGGCACUUGUGAGACCACACUUGGAGUAUUGUGUGCAGUUUUAUGCUUCUUAUUUUAGAAAGGAUAUACUGACCUUGGAAAGGGUUCAGAGAAGAUUCACGAGAAUGAUUCCAGGAAUGAAAGGGUUACCAUGUGAGGAAUGUCUGACAGCUCUUGGGCUGUAUUCCCUGCAGUUCACGAGAAUGAGGGGGGAUCUCAUAGAAGCAUUCCGAAUGUUAAAAGGCCUGAACAGAUUAGAUAUGGGAAAGUUAUUUCCCAUGGUAGGGGAUUCUAGGACCAGAGGGCACGACUUCAGUAUUGAAGGACAUCCUUUUAGAACUGAGAUGUGGAGAAAUUACUUUAGUUAGAGGGUGGUAAAUCUGUGGAAUUUGUUGCCAUGAGCGGCUGUGGAGGCCAAGAUACUGGGUGUAUUUAAAGCAGAGAUGGAUAGGUUCUUGAUUAGCCAGGGUAUCAAAGGGUAUGGGGUGAAAGCAGGGGAGUGGGGAUGAUUGGAAGAAUUGGAUCAGCCCAUGAUUGAAUGGCAGAGCAGACUCGAUGGGCCAAAUGGCCUACUUCUGCUCCUAUGUCUUAUGGUCUUAUAAUUAAUUCCAUUCUAACCUAAUAGCUUGAAGUAUCAAAAAAAGGAAAAUUUUAUCUUAGUUAUUUUAUGAAACAGUAAAAUCAUCUCAUGACAUUUGCAGCAUUGUUGUGUAAACUGCAGUAUUGCUCUACAUGAGAGAUGAUAGGAUAGCGGCUGAAUUUUAAAUACAAUUUUUAAAAGUGGAGAAAUGUAGAGAAAUGAUGAUUUAUACAAAGAUAAAUCCAGAGCUCAAGAACAUACACGUUAGUUCAUGUGCUCCUUUGACUGAUGUGCAGUUAGUUGGACAAAACUUUUCUUGUGUAAUUUUGACAUCUUUUGAGAGAGAACGAAUAGUGAAAAGCAAGUAGUCAAUUCCAAAAAUAAAUGCUUAAGUUUGACAAAAUUGUGACAAACAAAAUCUAUUCCUGACUAGUCUGUAAUCUGAGUAAUUGAAUAUUUUAAUACAGACUGUUUAGCGUUGGAUGAAAACCUAUCUUAAUCUACCAAUAAAAGUGGUUCAUAAAUGUGGAAUUCAAUAAGAAAUAGAAAUAUUUCCAAAGUUUUACAUAGUAUUCAGAGCAUUUAGAAAAUGAAUCCAAGACUAUUUUAAUCAAUGUGUAGUAUCUCUUGGUACCCACAUUAAACAGCAAUCAGAACAAUGAAAAGGAUAUUAAAAUGCAAUAAAACAUAGAUUGAUUGGGAAAUACUCCCACGUGUGGCCUAACCAAAGAUUUAUACCUCUGCAUGAUGACUUCCUGAUUCCUACCCUUUGCAUUUACUGCCGAAGGCAAGCCUUGUUUACCACUCUAUAUACUUCUGUUGCUAUAUCCCUUGAUUCCGUUAAUAUCAAUCUUUUCUUGGAAUGAGCUAAUUGACCAACCCUGCUCAGCCCUCUGAGUCUGAGAGUUUCAAAAACUCCCCUUCUCUACAUGAAAAUAUCUUCCCUUAGUCCCAGAUCCAACAGGAGAAGCAUCCUGCUUUCAUCCAGAUUGAAGAGCCUAGGAAAAUUUUGUAAGAUUCAGUGAGGUUUACUCUUCUAAAUGCAUGAGUAGGUUUUCUGUCAAAUUUUCGGGUUGCCUGCUUUAAUCAAAUAGUUCACAUACAACCUAAUCAUACUAAGUUUUCUCAUCAGCAAAUUGGUGUUGAUGUAAAAGAAUAGAUAGAGCACCCUUAUUUUAUUUUAAGCUUAUUUUAAGCUUCCUUUGACCCUUCCAAGGGUUUCAGACUCCAUUUUAAAAGCUAACACUCUAGAAAAUACAGGCUUCAUCUACUCGAUCUUUCUUCAUAAAGCAAACCUGCCAUCCAUAGAAUCACCUCAGUAUUCACUAGUAUUUCAGUACUAUGAAUACAUGAAAGUGAUUUGCUGCACUCCCUCAUUGGGAAGUACAUCCUUUCCUGGGGGCAAUGAGACCAGAACUGAACAUUAUACUGUGACUCAGAGUGCAGCUUUGCCACUAGGAGACAAUGAUUGAGGAGGAACAAGGAAUGACCUUUCUAGACAGCAGUCAGCAGCAGUCUGCCUUUGUAAUUACCAAGGUUGCACUUGCCUCACUUCUUGAAGUUGAUCUGGUCACAGCAUCACUGAGGUGCUGCAGUCUAUCCUCUUCUCCUCAGAUAUUGACAAUUAGAUUCUGAAUUUGUUCUUUACUGCAAAGUUUUAGUUCAGUGAGGAUACUAUUUGCCCUUGAAGCCUUGUUAUGUUCUAACUGGAAUAUGGCCUUUUCAGUUUGUUGUUGGUGUGGAUAUAGCAGCACUGUUUUGAGUAGAUGGUUGUGGGACAGAAUCAGGUGUACUCGCAUCAUGGUUAGAGUCUUUGGAUUCAGAAGAAAGAUAGCAGAAACUGAAGGGCAUGCUCAAAGCUCUCUGGAAACCCUCUUGAGAAUCCCCGAACUAUGCAACUUUAAGUGGAGAAGGAGUAUUUGAUAUUGAGAACCUAGAUUUCAAUGUGUUGGACAACUGAGAAGCUCAGAGUAAAUGAGAGAAAGACCGUGCCACCUCACAGACCAUCCACUUGCCAGACAUCUUUAGGCACUUUCUGUCCCAUCUAUGGAGAAGACUGAGGUUUCUACAUAGGCCUCUUUAGUCACCUCAGAAUUCACACAAGUCAUACGCUCCCUGAGGGACAGACUAAGAUGAAGAUGAGACAAUAAUUAAAGUGUUGUUCCACUAAGGCCCUAUAUAAUACAGAAAGACAUCUUAGUUCACAGAGUAAAAGCUUGUGUACUAAAGGACAACCUACUAUUUAUUUUCCUAUCUCCUUGCUGCCCUUGUUAGCCUUCCAUGACUUCUGUUGAAGGACUUCCAGAUACCUAUAAACAUCAUUCCUCAGUCUCUCAUUAUUUCUGUGUUGUGCACUGAAGUGUAUAAAUUCACGUCUAUAUUAUAUCUGCUAAUGUUUAAUUAGCUUGUCUGUAUCCUCCAUUAAACCUCUUAACAUUCUUGUCAUUAUACACUACUUCACCCAGCUUUGCAUCAUCAGUUAACUUGGAAAUGUGGCAUUUAGUCUCGGUCAAAUCAUUGAGAAAAGUCAUGAAUAUCUGUGGCCCAAGCACUGAUCCUGAUAGAUACCAUCGUGGAUAGAAUAUCUUGAAAAGCUGAUUGACUUUUUGAUCCAUAUCUCUACAACAAUUUAUGAAUAUUUUCAGUUCCUGCUGAGGUGUGCCUUUGGAAUUAAUAUCAUGAAGUUUCCCUUUAUGGUUAUAGGUGAGAGUGUGCUCUUCUGCAUUCUUAUUUUUUUCCCAUUAAAAAAUAGCUUUCUAUUUCUUCAACUCUUCAUUCUUAAUGAACCAAAUCCAUGCCUCCUUAAAAUUACUGAGUUCCUGGAAUAAUCUUUAUUACUUUUCUUCAAAUCUUUCUGGCUAAGCUUAUUUUUUUUUAUUGACCAUGGUACCACAAUUCUAGCUCUGUUGAUGCUCUUUUACAGUAUAACACCCUUAAUUUCACCUUUACCUAACUGUUUAUAUGUGGCGCGUUUUGCUUGUCUUUUGUUUGCUUGCCAGAGCUUUAUCCUUGCAUGACCAGGUCAAUUAUUAUUACCUGAACCUUUUACUUGAUGCAGCUUACUGAUAAUUCCUUCACAUUUCAACAAUUUUUCUAUUUUCAUUUCUCAAAGUUUUUAAGUGCCUUAUACAUUUCCAUCUACAAGUUUUCAGGCUUUUAGUUUUCAUAUAUCAAAAGUUUAUACUUCAUAGAGUCACAUUUCUGAUUUUUUUUUACAAAAAAAGUAGCAUUUUAUAUUACAUCAGUCAUUAAUUACGAUACCAGGAUUUCAAUGAUUUAAAAAUCUUUGAUUGGGGUAGCAAAUUACUGAAGUUGUUUCAAAUAUGCUAUCAUUGUUAUAUUGGUACAUUUCAGUCUGCAAGUAAACACAUUGUAUUUUAAAUGAUAUCGGCUAUCUCUUGUAAGCUUUCAUUAAAAAUUGUCCAGAUGAAGUGGGUGAUCUGCUCCACCAGAAUAUCAUUCACAAGUUGAACAGAAAACAAUAUUCAUCUCAUUAAGUUUCACCACUCCACCUUUUUAAAGAGGUCUUUAUAGAAAUUCCAUUUGUUGCUUACAAAGCAUUAUAUACUUCAAUAACCAGUGUUUAUAAACUUUUUUAAUUUAAAUUCUUUAAACUUAUUUAAAUAACUUAAUAAUUUUAGAAAAAAUUACACUGUCUAUACAAUGUAUUUAGACAAUAGGGUUCUUACUGGACCUGGGCAAGACACAAAACCAGCAGAAGCACAGUUAACAACUAUUAUAUCACCAUCUGAUUCUGCUUGAUGAAAACUCACAGAAAUGAAUAUUAGGAGUUGCAUCUGAAAUAAAAUGGUGAUCAAUGCAUUGCCACUUAGUUUGCAUACUGUGCAUAUGCAUUUCACCUCCAAGUAUGCCAAUUUCCUAUGAAUUAAUUCAUUGCAUUAGUCGUGUGCAUGGAACCAAAGUGUCUUCCUUUGUUUUGAAAACAAUUUAUAUGGUAAUGGUCUAUAAAUUGCAUAGAUGAUCUUUGAAUCUACUGCCAUAACUUCAGUAGGAGACUGCCAGAAAAACAAGAGAAAGGGAGUAAAUAAUUGAAAAUGAAACAUUCCCACAAAUUUUCUAGGAACUCCAUUGAUCUCUGACCUGUAUUACAGUGGUAAAACAUAGUAUUUUGCAUCCAUUUAACUUGCAUUAUGCUAAAUAUGUUCAAUAAUUAUUUCACUUCAUGAUCAGGUUAUAAAAUUACUAAGCAUAUUGAUAUAAUUCUGUCAUACUGUUAAAAUAUGAAAGCUUUUAUGUCAUGGAUGAAAACUUUAUCAAAAUAAUUUAUACUGUGUAGGUAAAAACAAAUCAUUUAAAAUCUACUCUUGCUGCUGACUCACUGGAGUCUCUGGCAAUUUCUGCUUCUAUGCAGCAGUUUUCUAUAAAAUGUUCUUUAGACCUUUACGAUGUAGUUUCAUUGUGUGUUUCAGCACCGCUGCAAAAUCAGCACAGUACUUUGUACUCAGAUGCACAGUAUAGGAGUUACUUUUCUGUACAGACCAAAACCAUGAUUACAGCAUUUAAUUGGUAAAUGGAUUCAAUCAUAUUAUCAAAAUUGAGCUAACAUAUAUUGAACUAAGUUGUAUAGUGCAUUAUGAGAGUGGAGGUACUGAAAUGUAAAAUUCUUUCUAUUGCUUAAUUGACUGGCAAGUUGGUUUUAUAGAUAAACAUCACAACUAUAAAACUAUUUUGAAAGUAAGCAGUUAAAUAAUUAAAUUAAAAGAAUGUACAAUUCAACAUGAUUAAAUGAUUAUCAAUAAAGUAUCAGAAAUUAAUUACUUAAAGUUAAUUUAAAUUAAAAUUAAUAAAUGAGCACUAAAGCAUGAUCAAAUACUGUAUGUAUCAUUUUCUUAAAAAGCCUUGUGUACUAUUCUAAUUAUUUUGACUGUCAGGCUGCUUACCAAUGUACUGGUAGGAACUGACUGAAGCCAAUUAUUAUAAUGAAAUGUUAACCAUAAGUGCUGAAUUCAGUAAAAUAAUGAGAAAGCUUUUUCCACUGAUACGGUCCAGUUAUCAGAUUCCACUGUAUUACAUGAAUUCUUAAUAAUAUUAAACUGAUCUUUUUAUAAUCAGGUUGCUGAAACAUGCUCGUUCUUACUGACAGAAUGUUGCAAUAAAAUUUUAUUAAAAAGAUGGCUAAGUUAAAUAAAGCAAAUAAAUAAAAAUGUGAAUUAUUGUUUGCAACAAUUGAGUUAACAAAAGAUACUUCCUAUAGCAUCAGAUGCUUGCUUGUAAAUGAACAAAAUGGUAUCUUUUUGGACAGCAGAAGGGCAAUUAAAGAGAGCAGAACAAAGUUAUUUACAGUGAAUUCUGCUCCUUGUAUUACCUUUGUAUCGUUUGUCAACAUGAAAUUAUAAAGUAUCCCAAAAGGCUCUUUGCAUUAUUGUAUUCAUAACGAACUGUUUUCAUCAAAGCUUUUGUCAAAUUUUCACUUUGUUUUCAUUUACUGACUUACAUACAUAAUUAAUAAAAGUUAGAUGAACUAUGUAGAAAUACAUAGGGAUAAUUUUUAUGAUUUUGUUGAGAAUUGAGGUGGGUAGCAGAGAUAGAAUAUAUAGUAUGUAUUCACAUUGUGGUGUUCUUGCUGUGGUAUGCUGUGUAAGUAGGAUAGUUCACUAAUUGUUGUUUGGCCAACCUUUGUAAACAACUUUGGGGAAAAUCAGAAUAUUAUCAUGAAAAAUUCAAUCAUACAGGGAAUCACUUGUAACUUUAGGCUAUUAAAUGUUGAAAAGGUUGGCAUUUCAUAUUUAAAUGUUAAAUAAUGCCUGGAUUGUUUUAUAUGUUAUA
Mobula hypostoma (lesser devil ray) is the source of this 11330-nucleotide messenger RNA. RefSeq names its product FERM domain containing 3 (gene frmd3). Gene Ontology annotation, molecular function: cytoskeletal protein binding. The transcript has 16 exons. Gene Ontology annotation, cellular component: cytoskeleton. The record is from RefSeq and is a predicted model, not a curated record. Lineage: Eukaryota; Metazoa; Chordata; Chondrichthyes; Myliobatiformes; Myliobatidae. Bases 345 to 2366 code for a protein of 673 amino acids.